Messenger RNA from Macrosteles quadrilineatus (aster leafhopper), 10153 nucleotides. It is a transcript of the gene SK, whose product is annotated as small conductance calcium-activated potassium channel protein. The record is from RefSeq and is a predicted model, not a curated record. Gene Ontology annotation, cellular component: plasma membrane; neuron projection; neuronal cell body. Lineage: Eukaryota; Metazoa; Arthropoda; Insecta; Hemiptera; Cicadellidae. Gene Ontology annotation, molecular function: calmodulin binding; small conductance calcium-activated potassium channel activity. The transcript is spliced from 13 exons. The coding region runs from base 241 to 2676 and encodes 811 amino acids. Gene Ontology annotation, biological process: potassium ion transmembrane transport.
CUACCGACUCACCGCCACUCCGAGCAACUCCGUCGAUCGAUUGCCUCAACAUGGAUACCGACAGUUUGAUCGGAUACCCCAUGACCGGACUCCAAGGGGUGCGGCGUGAGAAGUGCCGUCCGUGCGGGAAGUUCUGGUGAUUUCCCGGAGUUUUGUACAAUUUUUUAAAUUGUGAAAGUUUUGUGAAGUGCCUAAGAGAAGUGAUUCGUUUAUAUUUUUGGAAUAUAUCAACAUAUAAAGAUGAGCGGGACGGCACAAGAGGCGGUGGCCAACUCAGGCUACAACUCCGGGGACGAGACGUCCACGCUGCUGGUGCGGGUAGCGGCCAAACCAGUGCUGAUGCGACAAGACUGUACCACCACACUGUCCGUGUCCGCCACGCCGCACCUCAGUCACAGCGAGGUACUCAUGGGCCAGAGCGAGGAGAGCGGCGGCAUGCCUGUGGUGCUCGAGGAGACAGCGCGAUCUGUCCCCGACAUUGAGAUGCACUGCCGCACCGACCACCACCCGUGUCGCGCGCUACCGCGAUGUGUCGCGUGCGAGCGUCGCAAGUCCUCCGCGGCGAUGGCACGGUCCGUGUCGCGCGAGUCUGUGCGAUCGAUCCACCCGCCACCCCCAGUGCUCCUCACCACCACACCGAGUUCCCGUAUUAUCCGCCAGAGUUCUCAGCCCGAAGCGUCACUAGCGACGUGUGGACACUGCUUCAACCACCACCACCACGGCAGCGCCAGCCCGGUGCCUAGCGCCUCGCUGCGGCAACUCCGAGAACCCGGUGAUGGCAUCGCCAUGAUCGCCAGCGAGUCGCUGAGGAUCAACGGCGCCAUCCGACAGUUCAAACAGGGGAUCCUCCUGAACCCCCAAACGCUCAGUCAGAACCGGAGAACCAAACUGCGCAGAGCGUUCACCGACGCCACCUCAGAGACGGUCACAUUCGUCAAGACGCUCCGGAAGCCAGUCUCCACGUUGUCCAUCCCGGGAGCAAUGAAGGGAGGGUCCGGCGGCCAGAGUAGUCAGGAGGAAGCAGGCAUCGCAUUGGUCGGGAUACACUCGGAGUAUCCCAAGUACACGGAGGAGCGGGCUAUCGGAGGCGCUCUCAUCUGCAAGGGAGGAAGUCUAGGAUCUAGCGGGAACGUGAACGGCAAGCACAAACCGAACGUCGGCUAUCGUCUGGGCCGACGGAAGGCGCUGUUCGAGAAACGCAAGAGGAUCAGUGACUACGCCUUGGUCAUGGGGAUGUUCGGCAUAAUCAUCAUGGUGAUUGAGAACGAACUUAGCAGCGCCGGUGUUUAUACUAAGGCCUCGUUCUACUCCACGGCGCUGAAGACCCUGAUCUCCGUGUCCACAGUGGUUUUACUUGGCCUCAUCGUCGCCUAUCACGCCCUCGAAGUUCAGCUGUUCAUGAUCGACAACUGCGCAGACGACUGGCGGAUAGCGAUGACGUGGCAGCGGAUAGCAACGAUCACCAUGGAGUUGGUGAUAUGUGCCGUCCAUCCCAUCCCCGGCCAGUACUACUUCCUGUGGACCACCAAGCUGGCCAACAAGGGUGGUGAGAUCGGGUCCCAAUGGGUGCCUUACGACGUGGCCCUCUCCCUACCCAUGUUCCUCCGACUCUACCUCAUUUGCCGCGUCAUGUUGUUGCACAGUAAACUGUUUACGGACGCUUCUUCCCGUUCCAUCGGUGCGUUGAACAGGAUCAACUUCAACACCAGGUUCGUCCUCAAGACCCUGAUGACCAUCUGUCCUGGCACAGUGCUGCUGGUGUUCAUGGUCUCCUUGUGGAUCAUCGCCAGCUGGACACUGAGGCAGUGCGAAAGGUUUCACGACGAAGAUCACGCCAACCUCCUCAACGCCAUGUGGCUGAUCGCCAUCACGUUUUUGAGUGUUGGGUUUGGAGAUAUAGUCCCUAACACGUACUGUGGCAGAGGAAUAGCAGUCAGCACGGGUAUCAUGGGGGCUGGGUGUACAGCGCUCCUGGUGGCGGUUGUGUCAAGGAAAAUGGAGCUCACUAGAGCAGAGAAACAUGUCCACAACUUCAUGAUGGACACGCAGCUCACUAAAAGGUUAAAAAACGCAGCGGCCAACGUUUUGCGAGAGACGUGGCUCAUCUACAAGCACACGAGGCUUGUAAAACGAGUCAACGCUGGCCGAGUGCGCACACACCAACGCAAGUUCCUGCUAGCAAUAUAUGCCUUACGAAAAGUGAAAAUGGAUCAAAGGAAACUCAUGGAUAAUGCAAAUACGAUAACAGACAUGGCUAAAACUCAGAACAGCGUGUAUGAAAUUGUUUCGGACAUGAGCUCAAGAUACGACUCAUUAGAAGAAAGGAUCAUCAGUUUAGAAGACAAGUUAGUCCACAUCCAAGAACAGGUGGAACUACUGCCAGAUCUGAUAACUCGGGUGUUGACGCAGGCGCAACAAAGUAUACAAGCUGCGUCGACGACUGCCACAGCUACAAAAGACACAAAUACCGACCGGUCUAUUGACCGACGGAACUUCCUGCAUCCGGAGUCGGCGGCGAACCCCUCCGCUGUCGCUCUGACGUCCCCGCUGCUCUCGCACUCCCGGAGCGUCCCUACCACUUCCGCCCCCUACCAUUGGCCCGCCAGCCCCAUCCUGCCUCCCAUCAGCUCCCGUACGCCCCACCUGGUGCCCGAACCUCUACACCCAAACAGCUGAGUGCUAGCAUAGUCAACGGACGAGGAUCAGGCAGAGGUGUUGAUAUAGGUUAGCCUCUAGUCGCACUUGCUCACAAAACUACACAUUACUCUUGGUCCCAGCCUGGCAUUGCAACGUGUGUCUGGUUUUGAUUGUUGAAAUGAUAAUACAGGGUGUCUAUUGGAUCGUGCUAUUCUUAAAGUUGUCUAAGUGGCUUUUAAGUCCUUUCAAUUUAAUAUUCUUUGACAAGUUGGUUUACUUUUUAUUAUGGUAACUUUUUAUUUUGGUUAUUUACUUUUAUGAGUUGACUUAGUUGUUAAAAUACUUGAAACAUACCAAUUGUUUAGUCACUGAAACAAAAAUUAAGUCAAGGCGUGUUUCAUCAUGUUUACAAAACACUUUACUUAUUAUGAGUCUCAGACAAAUCCAUCUAUCUUACCAAGCUGCAUAAAUGUGUCAUUUAUUAAACGUGGCCAGAGCCUAAAUAUUUUAAAAGUGUAUUGUUGAGGAGUCACUGCUUUGAUUUUGUCAAAAAAGUGAAGGGGGGUUAUUAUAGGGGGGUCAAACUAUGAAAUACUUACAGUAUAAUAAAUUGUCACCAUUUAUCAUAUCAUUUAUCAAAAUAUUAUGUAAUGGUGAGACUAAUGGCAUUGGAGGUGGUAAUAAUGGCCGAGGUGGAGGUGGUGAAAUAUUUGAGGAUGUAGUUAAUGGAGGAGGUGGAGGUGGCAAAAAAUUUAACACUGUUUUUGCGGGAUACCAGAAUGUUGGCAAGUUGCCUUGUGUAUUCUGGAUGCUGAACAAUGUAGGCCUACUUCACCCCAACCUGGGAGUUCAUGACUGCCCGUAGACAGCUGGCACAUUGCAGCUGAGAUACAGUGUCUGCCACUCUGGGCUAAUCAUAAAGACACAUGCCAUCAGCCUUUAAUUGUAGUUACGUAAAUUUGUGUAGGUACCUACCUAUAAUAAUUAUUACAAAUAAAUGUCCUCUAGACACCCUAUAAUUAUCCAGUUUUUAAAGGACAUGAUUAAAGCCCAUUUCUGCAAAAUAUAUUUCACCAAUCUUAUCUUUCAUCAAUAGUAAUCAAAGGAAAAUUGAUAAUUUUCCAAUUUCAAAACCUAAGAUCGCCAAGAUCAGUAUGAAUGGUCAUACCCAAGCAAUGUAGUCAACUAAAAGGCUGGUGAACCAAGUAAGAAGCAAGUACCUAACUUCCUAAAAUAGACAAGAGUUUGAGUGUGAAUUUAGUUAUAACCUGUUUUAACAGGCUAUUGUUCUAAUUUAAUUUAAUGUUAGGAAAUUGGAAGGACCAAUUGAUGUAAUACUUACAUCAUACUGCUAUAACGUCACUUAUGCCUUAUAGACACUUUAAUGAAAAGAAGUAGGUGUAAUCUUCAAUUGAAUUGCCAUACAUCGGUGUGUUUAGAAAUGUUUAUAAACUAAAUCAAGUCACAUGUUAACCGACAAAAGUUAAUCUAUGAGUAAACACUCCAACUCAAAACAAAGUACUAAACAUUUCUUAAAGUUAAAAUAAUAUGCUAAGGAAGAUGAUAGCUUCAUGAAAAUAUUAUUUAAUGUAAACGCAAAAAAAAAUUGAAUAAUGUAGACCUAUCGGGUUCUAUCUUUCAAUAUCCUAAUUUAGUUUUCUUGGAAAGAACAUUUCAAUUAAACCUAAAAGUGUUAGGCCUUGUUGAUUCAAAUGAUAUCUCACAUUACCCUUUUACAUCUAUUCAGCAUGUUCUAUCUAUAUCUCUUUCUUGGCAUAUUGAAGUAGUUUAGUAAUUAAUUCAUUAAAAUGUAAUAAAACCAGCGUAAAUCAAAAGUUUAAACUGCAAACGUAGGCCCUACUUAAUAUCUUACUAAACGGCAUGCCAAAGCGUGAUAAACAAUUUAAAUAUACUCUAACUAUCGUAACAUUGAAAGAAAUGAUGCUGUCGUCGGAACAGCUGCACGACGAGUGAGCUAGCCUAACCUAAUCUCCACCCUCUACCUGGUCCUGUACGUUGAUGCGAACGGUUUGUUGCUUGUAAAUAAAGAUUUAAUAGUGUCUUAUAAAUAAUUAAUUAGUAUUUAACAUUUUUAUUACGUAUAUUUACGCUAAUUCCACAUAAUUUCUCAAAUAAUUUUCACUCGGAAUUAGUUUUACGUCAUAAAAUACUAUGAAUCGUCUGGUAGUUUGAAUUAGUGGUGAUACUAAUUUGUCGUAGUGAAUAUAUUACGAAUGUGUGGAAAUAUAUUUAUGUUUUAAUGAAAAAACGAGUAUUAGUGUUUUUUAUUUCACUGUUUGGAUUUUAGUAGGGGUUUCUUUGCUAAAUGUAUGUUAUGUGCCUUGAUUGGAACAAAUGAAACACUAAAAAACUGGAAAUAUUCAAAAACUAAUCAUCUUUUGUUCAAACUUGUAAACUAUUUGUAGAAUGGUAUAUUUUGAGAUCAAUAAUAGGAUUUUAUGUUUCUUAAAUUAACCAAACCUAAAUAGGUUAAAAUUUUCAUGACAUGUCUGUAAGUCUCUUUAAAAUAAUCUAAGGUCUCAUGUUCCAAGCAUUGUAAAAUCUAGUUUUAAAAUAUAACUAACUUCUUUAAAAAAAAAGAAAAAAUAAUUCUGCACACUACUCUUGUUGUCUGUAAGUACAGUAUGCCAAUCUGGCAUUCUAUAAUCAUAUUAUAAUCAUUACUUGUAACUUUAGAAGGUACAGUAUUACAAUAAACUGUGAGUUUGCCUAAGAAAUGUCAAAACUGAUCAAAGAAAGAUAAUGAUUCAACUUUUAUAAAAUAUAUUGAGUUAUUUGUUUAAUUUACUUUCAUGCAAAUAUAUUUUUCAAUCACCAACAUUAUUGAGAUAUUUUUAAAUUAAAAUAAUUAUUAUAAGCUUUGAUGAGAACUUAAUUAAGAUUAGAUUAGUAAAAAGAAGGCACUUUAAAAUCAUUGUUGAGAGAAACCAACUAAAAAACCACUCCAAACAGGAAAGUAACAAUUUAAAUCUAGAUGCAACAGUAAAAGAUGUAGACAGAUUUUUGACAAUGUAGACAGUUUUACUAUACUAAAAGAGUAUAUUUUUUUGGAAAUAAUUUAAUAAUGUAACUGUAAUACAUUUGAUUUAAGAAUCAAACUAUUUAAAGUAUUUUAGAGUUACGAAGUCACUUCUCUGUAUUUAUUCAACAAUUGUAUUUAGAAUAGUUAAUUUUAACAAUUUAAUACUCUAAUUUUCUCCACUACCACUUGUGGGUUGCAAUGAUGUUUUGUAAACAAUUUCAUUGGUUUGUGAUUCAAUGUUGUAAGGAAAGUUUUUACUUAAAAGAGAGUCUGACCAAAGCGUAUGUACGAGGGUUGUUCGUAAAUUAAGGUAUCUUUUAAGCCAAGCAAGCUAGUUCGCAUCUGAGAACAACAUUGUGUUCCUUACUUUAUCCACUACUAUUCCAAGUUCCCACCCCUAAGGGACAACUAGUCUUGUCAUAAAAUUCAAAAAUAUAAAAUAAAACUGACACUCCUGCGAAUUAUGAGUCUCAUACUGUGAUAUGAUUUCUGUGGUUUCAGUGAUCAACCGCUGUUGAAGUAUAACACUAGUUGACGGACGUGAAUGAAUUAAAUUUUGUUGGCUUUAAAAUUUGCACAAGAGUAGAGAGAGUUUGGAGGUAGUCUUAAACAUUUGCGUUCAGCAGUCUCAUUUAAAGCAGUGACCAAAGUCGGGGAAUUUUGCCUGUGGAACACGUGGUGUGACUGAGCGGGAUAGAGAGAUUGUCAAACUAAUUUGGGGAUGUUUGUAUAAGAAUAUCAAGGAAAAUGGUCAGUCGGUCUGCCCUGGAAGACUGGAACAAACCGACCAGCAAGCAAAUUUUUCUUAAAUUGGAUCAUUGUCUGUAAUGAAAACCCGAUGUCGGUCCCGUUGUAUAAAUUUGUACAGUCUUUUACAAACUCCUUAAAAUGCCAAUGCCCCAUUCCUAUACCAAAAACUUCUUUAUGCGUACACAUGUCAACUAGCAACAGUCAACAAAGAUUUACCCCUUUCCUACAGAAAACUUAUCACUGAAUGCAGUUCAUGCUUUGCUCAUAAAUUUUAUUCCUAAUGUUUUUUUUGAAUACUUUGACAAGAUUAAUCUAAACACAUGAGUGGGAACCUAGAAUCUUAAUGUAUGAAGAAACAAACACGAUUUGACUCUUAGAAUUGACUAUAGUCCUCGCCACCCUAACUUAAGGCAGCCCAAGGCCGCGCGCCGUAUAUGUAGGUGGGCGAGGACUAUAGCUCACUUGGCUGAGUCGGGAGCUAGAUAGAUACGGACAAAACUUGUACUUGCUAUUUCUCUCCCAGUUUUAUAAGUUAGGAUGAAAAAAUAUAUUUGUCAUAGUUUCAAUAAAAUAGCUUGUUCUCUUUAAAUAAUUUAAUUUUUAUUACUAGAGAAGAUUUUUACUAAACAAUAUAGGCUAAACAAAGCUAAUUCAUUAAUAGACUUCGGACUCUUUGUAAAAAGAACAAUUUUGUUCAGUCGUUACAGAAAAAAUUCUCUUGUGUAAAUUUUUAAAUAUCUAACUUAAGCUGUUAUUUUUAAAGUAGAGCAUUUCAUCAUUGGUUGUUUAUUCUGAGUAUGUAUUUGUAAUUGUAAUCAGUAAAUCACAUGUGAGAUUAGAGGAGGGAUCACAGUAGUUAGAAACUGUCUACUUCGGUAACUGAGACACCAGUAACUCCAAGAGCUACCUAGACCAAACUAGUUAUUCUAGUACCUUAAUUGUAAUUUUAAACAUAUAUUUAUACAGUAUUAAUAUUUAAAAUUAUUAAAUAUAUUUCUUUAAAAUAGGAAAGUUUAACAUUUGUACAUAGUAUUCGAUAUUUUGUAAAUAUUGUUGCAUAGUUUCUAACGAGCUGCAUUGUACAUAAGUAACUGUAGAAAUGUUUGCAUAUCCGACAUGUUUAUAGGACUUCAUCCGAGAGGGGUAGUCGCUUUUCAAGAUGCAUUUUAAACGUUUAUGUUUGUUUGUGCUGUCGUUUUUUAUCGAAUUUUUUUACUUUCCGAGAAAUUGGAUGCUUGCUUGUAGUGGCAAGGUUGUUUAACUCUUGUUUUAUUUUGUUUCCGACAUGGAAUAUUUCUUUAAAACAGGAGGUAGUUUCAUAAUGACAGACAAUUAUUUUUAUUCUUUAAUAACAUAAAGAUUUUAAAAUCAUAACAAAAAAUAGACUGCAAUAAGUUUUUAAAAAUAGUAAUGGUUAAUUAACCAUUAUUGUUCUUUUAGUGAAUUGAAAUCCAAGGUUGUGUUGUUAAUGAUUUAUCUUAUGUAAAAUUAUUUAAAAACAGUACCAAUUGCAGGUACUGAAAGUAGUCCUAACAAUGUUUUUACGAAAUACUUUUGUUAUAUGCUAUUACCGAAUGGAAGGAUUAUGUCUUUGAUGAUGAGUUAAAGAAUUCAAGGAUGUUAUAUCUUUUUAUUUGUAUAAAAAAUUUAAUUAAAUUAUAUUCAAACAUGUUUUUUAAUAAUCAAAAACAAUAUUUACUUCUUGUAUUUGAAAGUGUUAAGGUACAUAGAUGACUUUUUUAUUAUUUGACAAACUAAAAACAUCUAUUCACUUUCAAAGUAUGAAAAGGAAAACCUCUAAUGAAUUUGUAUUUGUCAUAAAAGUAGCUAUAGUAUUAUAAUCAAAUUAUAUCAUCCAAUACAUUUUUACAUUCACUAAUAUCGCUAUAUCUGUUCUAUCCGGGAUUAAGCUGUCAGAUUAACCACUUUGGUGUCAUCAAAGCUAAAUGCUGAUAAUAUUGAAAGCCUUCUGGUAAUAUUUGAGAUCAAUGAAGGAAAGAUUACCAUAUGAUAAAAUCAUAUUACGAGUAUUUGCACUAUCGUGUAAUAGGUUAGACCAAUAUUUAUCAAAUGUAUAAGGUCCAGCUAAUUUGGCUGAAAAAUGGGAUCCACAAGUCUAUAAAUAGAUAAGAUAAGCCAAAGAACUUAACAAUGUUUGUUAUCGUAGUUGAACAAGAUCAAAGUCGAUCACAUCAUGCAGUACAAUACUUCUUCAGGAAGAAGUUUCUAUGUUGAUUGAUCUUUUUUGUACAUGCGCCUGGAUUAGACAUUUCCUCGGUUGGCUAGCUAAACUAUAUUAUUUUCCAUAAGAAAUCCCAUUAUUUACUAGUACAUUAGAAAUGUAGCAAAUAUUUAAAAUCAUACCAACUGUUAUUCUAAGUGCGUUCAUAAAAUCACUCUUCAAACUAUCUAUGUCUCAUAAUCGUUUUAAAAUCAAUGUCCAAUAAAAUCUUGAAAAUUAACCAUCGGUUUUAAAACGCUUUAGUAAUAUUUUCACUCUAAACAGCAACUUCAGUAUCGCUAAGUGAACAUUAGAAAGCUUCAUUGGAUAUAGUGCCUUUUUUGCUUGUAAAUAACAGUCGCUCAGCCAAUUUCUCAAAAGUCGCAACUCUUCAAAUCAGUAAUCUUUCCUUUAUGAUUGUCGGAAUUACGAAUACUGUACCAACAAGGCAGAGUAAUAUAGAUGUAAGAUUUUUAACAUCGGUUCCUCCUGAAAUCAAACUGAAAAUGUCUAACUCCACCGACAGUAUGUUUGUAUGUAUUUUCUAUGACUGUAAACUGUACAUAAGUAACAAAUCAUUUCGUAUGUAAGAUAUAGUGCUUUUCAGCCACUUUGUGUGAUGCCAUCUGUGAUAUGUUUGUUAUAACGGAGAUAUAAAAUCGUUGGCGGAAGUAUGAGAAGCUGGUGUUACUGACUACUUGAGGCCACUGCCUCGGAAAUAUCAAAAUUAAUUCUUAAUCUAUGUAACUACUUUACGCAGAGGUAAACUAAUGGAACACCAAAGGGUACAAGAUGGUCUGUGCAUAGUUUAUAUAUUGUUUUAUGUUCUCUGUCCCUGGUCAUCUUUGAUAUUUUGAUGAACGGUUUUACAAACAUGUUAUAAUUAGCACUUGUUAUUAUCAUUUGACUAUAUUAUUUUACUGCAAUAACCAAUGAUAACUAUUCUACAAUGUGGGUUUAACAUACAUAUUCCUAGUUCUCUUGUGGACUGAUUGACUGUAUUUUCUUCUUUAAUAGAAGAAUUAUGUAUUGUUGGAGAUUCUGUUAAAAACCUAAACAAAUUAUUUUUUUAACUGAUUGUCUGUUAAUCUUAUUAAUUUAUAAAUUGUAAAGAAAAAACUCUACCACUAUAGAAUAAUUAAUGAAAAAAUUACUUUUAUAUACUUAUCUUGCUUUUCGUAAACAAUUACUUGCAAUUCGUAUUGGUAAAUAAAAUAGUUACUUUACAAUAUUUUGGGUGUCUCAUUUUUUUCUUUUAUUUAAGAGCUGCUUAAUAUUAUUUUUGCUCACAUUUAUGUUUGAAAAUCAAAUCAAAAGUUGAAAGAAUAUCAGUGAUUUUAUAACGCAAUGUUUAUUUUCCACUCGACAGUUGUCAGUUGUGUAGUUUCUAUAUUAAUGGUGAAGUCAGACCUUCUUGUACCCUCUAUAGUCUUUAUUCCCUUGUCACAUUCCUAGGGCUGCUUGACUUUAGAUAAGUUAUUAAAUAAAUAUGUUUCUUGUUU